GGCGGUGGGCUCACGGGCAGGGUUUGGAACGUGUGCCCUGGUUCUACCCACGCAGCCGACCCCUACGCCACCUGCUCUGGGCUCCUUCUCGCCAUGGAAUCGCUGACUCUCGCUCGGCGGCCCGGCCCGGCUCCUCCGGCUGCCCUGGCCGACGGGCUCAAGUCGCCCAAGCCGGUGAUGAAGAAGCAGGCGGUGAAGCGGCACCACCACAAGCACAACCUGCGGCACCGCUACGAGUUCCUGGAGACGCUGGGCAAGGGCACCUACGGCAAAGUGAAGAAGGCGCGGGAGAGCUCGGGGCGCCUGGUGGCCAUCAAGUCGAUCCGGAAAGACAAAAUCAAAGAUGAGCAAGACCUGAUGCACAUUCGGCGGGAGAUUGAGAUCAUGUCAUCACUCAACCACCCCCACAUCGUGGCCAUCCACGAAGUGUUCGAGAACAGCAGCAAGAUUGUGAUCGUCAUGGAGUACGCCAGCCGGGGCGACCUGUACGACUACAUCAGCGAGCGGCAGCGGCUCAGCGAGCACGAGGCCCGUCACUUCUUCCGGCAGAUCGUCUCCGCCGUGCACUACUGCCACCAGAAUGGGGUUGUCCACCGGGAUCUCAAGCUGGAGAACAUCCUCCUCGAUGCCAAUGGCAAUAUCAAGAUCGCUGACUUUGGCCUCUCCAACCUCUACCACCAAGGCAAGUUCCUGCAGACGUUCUGCGGGAGCCCCCUCUACGCCUCGCCCGAGAUCGUCAACGGGAAGCCCUACACGGGCCCAGAGGUGGACAGCUGGUCCCUGGGUGUUCUACUGUACAUCCUGGUGCAUGGCACCAUGCCCUUCGACGGGCAAGACCAUAAGACACUGGUGAAACAAAUUAGCAGCGGGGCCUACCGGGAGCCGCCGAAACCCUCAGACGCCUGUGGCCUGAUCCGGUGGCUGCUAAUGGUGAACCCCACCCGCCGGGCCACGCUGGAGGAUGUCACCAGUCACUGGUGGGUCAACUGGGGCUACGCCACCCGUGUGGGGCAGCAGGAGGCCGUGCACGAGGGAGGGCACUCUGGCGGUGACUCUGGCCGGGCCUCCAUGGCCGACUGGCUCCGGCGCUCCUCCCGGCCCCUCCUGGAGAACGGGGCCAAGGUGUGCAGCUUCUUCAAGCAGCACGCUCCGGGGGCGGCCAGCGUGGCCCCCAGCCUGGAGCGCCAGCACUCCCUCAAGAAGUCCCGCAAAGAGAACGCCAUGGCCCAGUCCCUCCAGGGGGGCCCGGCUGGUGACACCGCCCCUCGCCCCAGCAAGGACAACCUCAUACUGCCGAAGGGCAUCCUCAAGAAGAAGGCCGCCACCUCCUCCUCGGAACAGGCCGGGGGGGACUCUGACCUCAGCCCGGCCCCCGCAGGCCCAGAGCAGGCUGCAGCCCCCCUGCUCCCCAAGAAGGGCAUCCUCAAGAAGUCCCGGCAGCGGGAGUCCGGGUACUACUCCUCUCCCGAGCCCAGCGAUUCUGGGGAGCUCUUGGACGCGGGGGACGUGUUUAUGAGCGCGGGGGACUCCGUGGAGCAGAAGCCGGCCCAGGCCUCGGGGCUGCUCCACCACCACCGCAAGGGCAUCCUCAAACACAACGGCAGGUUCUCCCACGCGGCCCUGCCGCUCACGGCGCCCGCCACCUUCUGCUCCCUGAACGAACUGGCCUCAGCCUGCCCUCCGUCCAGGGCCAGCCGCCCCUCGGGAGCUGUGAGCGAGGAAAGCAUCCUGUCCUCCGAGUCCUUUGACCAGCUGGACCUGCCUGAUCGGCUCCCCGGGCCUCUGCUGCGGGGCUGUGUGUCCGUGGACAACCUCACAGGGCUGGAGGAGCCCCCCUCAGAGGGCCCGGGAAGCAGGGGCCUGAGGCGCUGGAGGCAGGACCCCCUGGGGGAGAGCUGCUUUUCCCUGAUGGACUGCCAGGAGGUGACGGAGGCCUACCGACAGGCCCUGGGCAUCUGCUCAAAGCUCAGCUGAGGGGGGUGGGGGGGGCAUCGCCCCAGUGGAUAGGCUCGAAGAUGCACCUGGCAACACCCUGAGGGGAGCCCCUUCUCCCCUGCGUCCUAGGACCAGCGUCCCAGCCCAGAAGGCUGAGAUGGUUGGCCGUUUAGUCCUGGGGGAGCAACAGAUAUGGGCAAAACGGGCGCGUGAAAGGCAUUGAGGGUUCGAUGUCCUCAGCCCUGUGGAACCAAGAAGAUAGUGGAGAGGGGGGAAGGGUAGAGAAGUAGAGGGAAGGCCCGUGGCCAAGUCCAAGUUUUCCAUCUCCUGUACGCAGCCCCAUGGGAAGAGCACACUUUGCAGCAGCCAUGUCCUUAAUUGCUGUGCAUGGUGCCUGCGCCUCAGGCGGGAUGGAAACUCUCCCCAUCCCCACCCCCAUCCCCACCUGGCACUAAAACUGGAAUACGGAAACUGCUCCUGUGCAAACUGCUCCUGUGCCUGGGACGUCCUCAGACUGUUUCCUGCGUGUGCCUGUCCUCAUUCCUCCAGCAGGGAGAGAACACACGUUUUCCUCAAAGGCUCUCGCCCCUUUCCUGUCCUCCGAGCCUCCUGACGCCCAGGCCUCCUGGCGUCGCUGCUAUGAAUCUGAAAGACUUGAAGAGGCUCCGGCUGCUACUGGACUUCAUCUCAAGGGGCCCCGACUCCUCAGGACCCCACCGUGAACCUCAACGGCUCUGUGACCUUCUCCGGCCUCUAAGCUGCUCCGGCUCCUGAGAAUGGAUGCGCCUAUGUCUCUGGGGUUUCCGGACCCCAGAACGUCCUAUUUAUGGUUCCAAGCUCUGUGUUCUU
This is a messenger RNA of Pipistrellus kuhlii (Kuhl's pipistrelle), 2784 nucleotides long. RefSeq names its product NUAK family kinase 2 (gene NUAK2). The transcript has 7 exons. The record is from RefSeq and is a predicted model, not a curated record. NCBI's taxonomy places the organism in Eukaryota, Metazoa, Chordata, Mammalia, Chiroptera, Vespertilionidae. Gene Ontology annotation, molecular function: tau-protein kinase activity; ATP binding; protein serine/threonine kinase activity. Gene Ontology annotation, cellular component: cytoplasm. Gene Ontology annotation, biological process: microtubule cytoskeleton organization; intracellular signal transduction; protein phosphorylation. The coding region runs from base 94 to 1974 and encodes 626 amino acids.